Messenger RNA from Sycon ciliatum, 3022 nucleotides. RefSeq lists its product as uncharacterized. The record is from RefSeq and is a predicted model, not a curated record. Gene Ontology annotation, cellular component: condensed nuclear chromosome. The coding region runs from base 202 to 2622 and encodes 806 amino acids. Gene Ontology annotation, molecular function: single-stranded DNA binding; ATP hydrolysis activity. Gene Ontology annotation, biological process: resolution of meiotic recombination intermediates. NCBI's taxonomy places the organism in Eukaryota, Metazoa, Porifera, Calcarea, Leucosolenida, Sycettidae. The transcript is spliced from 20 exons.
GUAGGGUGCAUUAGUCACUCGGGUAGCGCAAGGCGCGCCGAUUGUUCAGCUCUUCUUUUCUCCUCUCUCAAUCAGUUUUUCUCCGCAUGUAGCCAGGCAGGGAGCUAACUACAAUGGUAACUAACUGUUACUUGCAAAGCGACCAUUUCUUUCUUUCCGCCUACAACGUUCAAUGCGUUUGUCCUUGAACUUUGUUGAAGAAUGCCGCGGUUCAUUGGACAAGAUUUCAUUGAGGAUGCAUCCGCAUACAGACGAGUACUAAUUCAGCGGAUGGGCGUCGAUGAACCAGUGCACCUUGAUGAAAUUGAAGGCUAUCCUCACCAGGGUUUGGCAGCUGAAGUAAACACAUUGUCUUUGCCAUGGUGCUUGCCUCCAUUGCCAGAAUUGGGCUUUGCAGAACCAAGUAGCACCACAUCCUUGGCAAAUGAAUUUUGCAAGCUCUCAUGCUUCCAGUCAGAUCAUUGCAGUGGAAUCAUCACUGCACCUAAUUUCUCGGAUAUCGCUGAAGAAACCAGUGUAGCAAGUUCGCUUUUUGUUGACCCUUCUUCUCCAUUGUCACCGAGCAUUGACCGACUAGUGGAAGAAGCCUGUGAUGAUGUGUGCCGAGAUAUUCUUGAAUUUCCAUGUGGCGAUUUUGUCACCACUGAUGACUGGGAAUCAUUUGCAGAUGGUUAUUCACCACUCUACUUUGAGGAAGUACUGCCGGCAUCAGAACUGUGUGAUGGGACAUAUGGAUUGCCAUCUCUCAAUGCCUUGUCCGCUAGGCUGAAGCAGAAGCAAGUUUCAGAUCCACUUGUUGACUCCCAGGGCAAGCUUCCAACGCUGUCAAGCAUGGUGUUCAGCACAUCACGUGACAUUUGUGCAGAUGAUGGUGCUCUUGAUACCUUAGCAUUGUGCACCCUACAACGAGACAGCUGUGUUCUGGACGACAUUGAACAUGAGAUUCUGUAUGAAGAGGAUGAUGCUAUCGACACGGUGAUGGACCUCACUGUACCAACCAUAGACCACUCUGCUUCGCCUCCAUUGAACAGCCGAUCGUGUAGUGAUGUGAUGAAGCAGCUGCAGUUACAAAGUGACAGCGGCCUUGAGUCAAGCAGCUGUACAGAAGAACUCGAGGAACUUGUCAAGUUUUCUGGUGGUCCAGAAGUGCUGAGUCCAGAAGCACGUGUCGACAGCAAGAGUGAUAGCAAAUAUAUCUGUACUGAUGAAGCUCUCAUUGAUGACUCGGAUGCCAUUCACAACAGGAUGCAGAUGUUUGAAGAGCCCAUGUCCCCAGAUGGCAACGUCGCAAGGUGUGGACAAGUAGGGUCUAUCAGCUGCUUGGAAAUGGCACGUGUUGUCUGUCAGCCAUAUCUCAAGCCUCUUGCGGGCGUUGAGACAGGCAAGGCACCCAUGAUGAUCUUGAGUCCAGAGAGCAAGCUAAUAGCAGAGCGAGGACUUAUUGAAGCGAACAGCAGAUUUGAUGAGGAAAGUGUCCAUAUGCUGACAGUACCAGUGGUGAGCUGCAACCUGCUCUUGCAACGAAGGUCAGCGUUGGAUGAACUGCGUCAGUGCUUUCCAAUUGAAGAAUGGAGAAUAAGCAGUGAAGCUGACCUGCAGCUCACCUGGGAUCCAUUGGCAGGGUGCAUUGAGGAAAUGAAGGCCUGUCAAUUGAAGACAGAAUCCGUUUCAGGAGGUUAUGUGGACUGGCAAGCAGACAAAGUGCAUGCAAAGCUACAGAAAAGGAUGGAAACUGCCUUGCAACAACUGUAUGACACCGAGAAAGCCGUAUUACCGGCAUCCUAUGUUGCUGGUGACGGGCACCUUGGCAGGAUCAGUACAGGCUGCAGUACAGGCAAACCAGUAUACCAAUCCACAACCAGCCAUUCAGAACGGCACCUGCCUACAUCAGAAGCUCCACGCGAUUAUGAUAGUGGCAGUCAGGCAAGCAAUUUCCCCAUGCUGCCAAUUCAGCCCGGGGCUAGUUUAGACAACUUUCUCCUUCUGCGAGAUGUUCCUGAUGUAUCCACCAGCAGUGAGCAGGUCUGCAGCUCACAAGCCGGCACUCACUCGAAAGUCGAUGCUUCCAAGAGCGCCGGGUCCACGCUACGAGCGGUACCUUCCCAUGACAGUGACGAGUUGAGACAUUCUGCUGCCAAGGUCACCGGUGCUACCACGAACAGCAAGGGGCCGUCGGUGGCCCGUAGUAUCAAGUAUGUCAGGAUGGAAGGCGUCUUUCUUCAGCUUUAUAAUCGACUGCGAAGCCAAGCACAAGUGCUUCUGCUUCAGAUUCAGAGUCAGAGAUCUUUGCUGAACGGUGUCACAAUGGAUACGAUCUCCGUGGAUCAAGUCCUGUUCUUUGUCAAUUCCUGGAAACAAGAUGAUGAUGAAGAGAGUAGUACUCAUGGCAACUAUCUAGUUCGGCUACUGUGCAUUCUGGAAACCUGUGACAGUCUCCUUCAAUGCAGCCUGCCCACAGCCAUUUGUAGUCUGGGCAAACUAAGAGAGAAGCAUUCUCAAUGUCUCAAAGGGGGCCUGCAGAGUUUAGCAACUGAGCUUUUUGAAAGCCACUGCCAGUUUCAAGAUCAAAGCGUUAUGCAUCCCAAGAUAACAGCUUUGAUAAAUGCUCUGAACAUUGGCUAAAAAAUAACUCGGGGUGCCAGUCAAAAGUGAUCAUCUUGAUAUGGAAGUUUGGCCGAAGUCUGUUGCCGCAGCUUGCGGAUUUGGUUGGGCAGGUUUCAGGACUCACGACACAACAUCUCACUGAUUCCAGUUUCUUGCAGAGCUCCACGAAGGAUGAAAUAAUUAGAAGGUGCUCUGGCUAUAACUGCAUCAUUGUGCGAGGACAGGAUGCUGUACAAGACGUCUGGCCAUGGUCGUUGUUCACUCUGGCAAUUGACUUUGUUUUUCCUGCUUUGCCAACUCGGCCGGCUGACGGUUCUGACUCAUUGGAGGAGCACCCCGCCUGGCAGCUCAGGGCCCUGUCAGCAAAUCCAGACAUUCGUUUCCUUCUCUUGAAGUCAGUUACACCAACAAAUGUAUC